UUGACCAUCAAAUUAUAAAAGUAAAUCGUAUUAUCUUUGAUCUUGUAAAUUGGGAUUUGUAAAUUUUUAAUUAUAUAGGCUUAUUGCUUUGUUUUAUUGUAAAAAAACACAUUUAUAACGCCGAACAAUGAUUGACAAACAAAGGCUUGUUUUAUAAAAUGUCGGAAAGGAAAUCUAACGAAAAUACUUCAACAAUUACUUUUGAUCCUAUUCUGCCAGACAGUGGAAUUCUUUUCUAUGAAGAAUGUCCAAAAGAAUAUGAAAUUGAUCCUCCAAUAUUAUUACCAUUGAAGAGCACUACUCAAAUACGUUUUGAAGAACUUCAAAGUGAAGCUGUUCGGGCUUGGAAAGAAUCUCAGAAAACAGCAAGCAAGAAAGAGUGAAAUAAUUUGUAUAGUACACAUCGAACAACAUGUAUUACACACUAUUUAUCAUUGAAAUUAUUUCUGCGCUGAUCCUUGCAGCAACCUUGCUAUACAGAUAUGGAGACUGUUAUAGGAAUCACAUAAUUGUGACUGUGUCUGUGCUGACAGCAUGGUAUUUCUCAUUUUUGAUCAUGUUUAUUUUGCCACUGGACAUAGCCUGGACUGUGUAUAGAACUCAUCAAUGUUUAAAUACAUCAACUCCGCUUGAUGCAACCACUUUGAGUUUGAGUUCUACCACUGCAGCACCGGCACCUCAAUGCCCAAUAUCCUGGCCAGAUGAAGUUUUUCCAAAUUUGUGGAGAGUAGUGUACUGGACAUCACAAUGCUUGACUUGGUUAAUAAUGCCCAUGAUGCAAUCAUAUAGUAAGGCAGGUGAUUUCACUGUCAAAGGCAAACUAAAGUCGGCUUUAGUUGAUAAUGCAAUAUACUAUGGGUCUUAUUUGUUUAUAUGUGGUAUACUACUCAUUUAUCUGGCAUUUACAUCUGGAGUUACAUUGGAUCGGUUUAAAAUUAAAGCAAUUGCAUCAUCUGCCAGUAAUACAUGGGGAUUAUUCCUAUUGAUCUUACUGCUUGGUUAUGCACUAGUGGAAGUGCCAAGAAACUUAUGGAAUAACUCAAAGAAAAAUUAUACAUUGACAUACUGCUAUUUCAAGAUUGCAAAACUGAGUACUGAUAAAUUUGAGGCUGAAGAAACAAUUGACGAUAUUUUAGAGAGUUUAAAUUGUAUAACAGCAGCCGUUGAUUCAGGACACCCUUUGUACCGUCAUGUUGAAACAAUCGUCCAAAAGCUACCUGUACAACUAAGAGAUAAACUGGGAUCUAGGGCGCCUCCCGAACGGACACCACCGCCAUCUUUGAAAAGCCUUAUUAAUUUACAUAAAAAGACUAUAAAGGCUCUGCACGUACUCCAGCGCACUGAAACCCAAUACACCAUAAUGCUUGAGAGAACCUACCAUUUGGAAGACAUCGCUGCCAACUGCAGAUCACCCGACCAUCGCUUCCAGCAUACUUUUCAGAUGGCCCGACCAAAGGUUCAAAGGAUCUUCUAUCCUCCAUUAGUUGAAUGGUACUGGGAGUGCUUUCUAAAGCAAUACUUCUUGAAGACGAUGGCCGUGGUGACGGGAAUAUUGUCAAUAAUGGUGGUAUGGUCUGAAGUGACGUUCUUCAAUAAGGAACCCGUUCUGUCUAUUUUCGCUAACAUCGUAUCUGCGGCUGGAAAGAAAUUCAACUAUAUCGCUAUUGUGACAAUAUCAACCCUAAUUAUAUGCUACAUAUUCUACUGUGCCUACUCCACGGUACUGAAGAUCCGGGUUCUGAACCUAUACUACUUGGCUCCUCACCACCAGACCAAUGAGUACAGUCUGAUAUUCUCCGGAAUGAUGGUGUGUCGUCUCACACCAGCUAUGUGUCUUAACUUCCUUGGACUGAUACAUCUUGACUCGCAUAUUAUUACUCAGAGGAUUAUGGAGACUUAUUAUACACAGAUAAUGGGUCACAUGGACGUCCUUCGUAUUAUAGCUGAAGGAUUCAAUAUUUAUUUCCCGAUGUUAGUAAUAUUGCUAUGCCUGGCUACGUAUUUCUCUCUGGGUAGCAGGUUGCUUUCGUUAUGUGGAUUCCAGCAGUUUGUUGGAGAUGAUGAAUUUACCACGGACUUGGUGGAUGAAGGACGGGAACUUGUUAAGAGAGAGAAACGUCGCCGUCAACGCCUUGAAGAAUCUACGACACGUAGAAGGGACUAUAGCGAACGGUUCACCGCUUACAGACCGAGGGAUACGGAUGGAGCCCGCACCGGGCUUCUUCACGAUAUUGGUUCGGACCACUACGCCUCACCAGAACGGACAGACAUCCACUCAUACCAACGCGCAGAGUUGCCAUACAACCGCCAAGAUGACAUUGACAGACGAUUCGGCGAAAGUACUCUGCCAACUGUCAGAACUGAAGAAAGAAGGCGGGACAGAUUAACUAUUCCUCCCAAAGGAUUGUUUGACGAUGUGUAAUUCGUGAUUGCCUUGAACAUAUAGUAUAUAAUAUAUAUAAGCAAUUUUUUUAGUACACUGUCGAACCGUAUAUAAUAUAUAUAUAAAAAAGGUAAGGCCUGAUUAAUUAACGACUCAAUAAACAGUUAACUCUGAGUAUGGCUACAUACUGUACCUUAAAUAUAACAGAGACACAAUAGUGCGUUCGUUAUAUGAAUUAUGUGAGAUAGUAAUUAUUAUUAAUAAAGAAUAUGCAUUAUAGGAUUUCGUCCAAAAUACAUGGACUAUUUAGUGUUAAAUUAGGAAGCUAAUUUAUUUAAUUGUUAUCAUGUGAGCUUAUAGAAUAAGGUAUUAGAUGUUCGCUCUAAACAGGGCAUAGAAAUCAAAUAGAAACAAACUUAAACAUUUAAAAUUUAAACAUUAGGGAUGCAUCGAUACGCCUUUUUGCCGAUACGAUACCGAUACUCUUAUAGAAAUAUCGCCGAUUCCGAUACGGUUACCGAUACUAAUGCUUAUUGAAUUCAAAUUAAAUUAAGGUAAAAUAUAUCAAGUUUGAUUAAAGUUUUUAAUUUUUUUUUUAUUAUAAAAUAUAAACAGUCACAAACUUUGAAUAAGAUUAAAGGUUUAGUAAAUAAAAUUAAGAAUUAAGAGUAAUAGUUAAAUUAAA
Molecule: messenger RNA, 3068 nt
Organism: Pieris napi
Lineage: Eukaryota; Metazoa; Arthropoda; Insecta; Lepidoptera; Pieridae
Product: LMBR1 domain-containing protein 2 homolog
Exons: 10
Coding region: 413-2422 (669 amino acids)
Cellular component (GO): membrane
Source: RefSeq, a predicted model, not a curated record